Botrytis deweyae is the source of this 1605-nucleotide messenger RNA. RefSeq lists its product as uncharacterized. Lineage: Eukaryota; Fungi; Ascomycota; Leotiomycetes; Helotiales; Sclerotiniaceae. The transcript has 4 exons. Gene Ontology annotation, molecular function: transmembrane transporter activity. Gene Ontology annotation, biological process: transmembrane transport. The record is from RefSeq and is a predicted model, not a curated record. The coding region runs from base 1 to 1605 and encodes 534 amino acids.
AUGGCAUCGGGGCCUCAACUUACAACGUGUACAGACUCCCCUUGCGAGGUACAUGAUACAAGCGCGGAAGAGGUUUCACUUCAUCCUUCAAACGGUGAUGUUUUCCAUUCUUUGGGAAAGGAAAAGCAGACCUCAGAGCCACUCGUGAAUGAGCAUGAUCUCAACAACGAUAAUCCAUCGCUCUCCAAUUGGUCAAUUGAUCCCCAGAAUCCAACAAACUGGUCUUCUAUGCGUAAAUGGACGACUAUAAUUCUUCUCGUUGUCACAAACUUCAUAGCAUCAACAUGUACCUCAGCAUUCGAGCCGGCGCUUCCUUCCAUAAUGGCUGAUUUUCACUCUACCAACGGUUCAAUCGCCUCUCUCACCAUCUCCAUCUACACUAUAGGUUACUGUCUCGGACCUCUUCUCGUCGCUCCUAUAAGUGAAUUAUACGGACAUGUGACUGUACUAUAUCCUGGAUACAUUGGCUUUAUGCUAGCUCUAGCUGUUUGUGGUUCGAGCAGAAGUCUUCUUUUAUUUGUAGUCUUCCGUGCUAUCAUGGGGCUUGCGGCUAUCACGUUCGUACUCAUGGGUCCUGCGAUCGUGGCAGAUCUUAUUCCCAGGGAACAAAGAGGAUUGGCAUUGAGUAUUAUGUCUACCGGGCCUGUCGUGGGUCCAACGAUUGGUCAGUUUUUCUUCUUGGCUCAUAGUUUGGUCAAAAGACUCAUCUACUUAGGUCCUGUUAUCGGUGGUUAUAUCGUGGAAAACAUCAGUUGGAGAUGGAUUUUCUACUCAACGUUGAUUGCUUUUGGUGUUCUGUUCUUUCUAUCUCUUGUCAUUCUUAAAGAGACGUAUGCACCAGUAGUCUUGAAUCGAAAGCAAAAUAAAGGGGGAACAAGCCUACCAGGAAGUCAAAAUAUCACAGCCCUCAAAACUCCUCGAGAAACUCUGCAAGCAGCCUGGACCCGUCCCUUCAAAUUUCUCUUCCUCUCACCUAUCGUUCCCUUUGUAGGCUUCUAUAGUGCUCUAAGCAACGCCUACGGAAUGGUAUGUUUCGCGACCCUCGGCACCGUAUUUCAAAACAACUACUCCUUUACACCCGGCCAAAGUGGUCUAGCAUAUCUCGGUCUCAUGUUUGGCUUCCUCUUCUGCCAACUAACCCUUGCUCGAUUUUCCGACCGUUAUAUGCUCAGAAUGGAAGCGAGAAAUAACGACAAGCGCCCGGAAUAUCGUCUGCCACCCAUGUUCAUCGGUGCAUUUCUCCUCCCCAUCGGAUUUCUCUGGUACGGAUGGUCUCUUGAAUAUCACACCCAUUGGAUCGUCCCCGUUCUCGGAAGUUCGGUUAUUGCGAUUGGUAUUCUAUUUAGCUAUCUGCCAGUACAGAUGUAUCUUGUAGAUACAUAUACUAUCUAUGCUGCGAGCGCUACUGGAGCAUGCACCAUCAUCCGUUCGAUCUGUUCAACUUUGAUCCCGUUGAGUGCUAAUCCCUUAUAUGAUCGUUUAGGGUAUGGGUGGGGUAACAGUGUCUUGGCGUUCAUUGCAAUAGGAUUCGUGCCAAUUGCUUUGCUAGUGUUGAGAUAUGGGGAGAGAAUUAGAACGAAUCCACGCUUUCAACCGAAGCUCUGA